Peronospora farinosa is the source of this 2025-nucleotide messenger RNA. NCBI's taxonomy places the organism in Eukaryota, Oomycota, Peronosporomycetes, Peronosporales, Peronosporaceae. The record is from the annotation of a GenBank genome assembly.
AUGGCUGACCAAGUAAAGCCCCCUGCUGGCUACGGAGCUAUCCCGAGCCAUGUCCGCAUGAACAUUGGGAACAAAACACCGCCACUUAGUCCGUUAAUGCUUCGUGUGAACAAGACGACCAAUACACUCAAAGGAUGGGAGUUUCCAGGAUGGGGAGACAGCACUUCGACGGUAGCAAGCGACAGUGAAUUGGAUGAGAUCCAAACACAACUUUCCAUGGACCAUCCAAAGCUUUCCGAGUGGCUAGCUACUGCUAUUUGCGGAAACGAUAUCUUGUCCAGCUGCUUGUACGUGUCGGGGCUCGUAGCGUCCAAGGCCGGUAAGCUCGCACCUAUAGCUCUUGCCAUCGUGGCCGGUAUAUUGUACCUAUACCGGUUUAUUUACGGAGAGGUACUAAAUGCUGUACCGCUCAAUGGAGGCUCUUACAAUGUCCUGCUCAAUACCACGUCCAAACGCGUGGCUGCAAUGGCAGCAUCGCUUGCAAUCUUAUCGUACAUUGCCACGGGGGUGGUCUCUGGUACAUCAGCCUGCAAUUACUUGGCAUCGCACGUACCAUCACUGCAAAUUGUACCGGCUACUAUCGGUCUUCUCUUUAUCUUUGCGUUGCUGAGUCUAAUUGGCAUCACUGAGAGUGCAGUCGUGGCCCUUGUUAUCUUUAUCACCCAUGCCACGACGUUGACGGUGCUCUGUGUAUUGUCUAUGGUAUAUAUCGUGAAGGACGACUUCCAGACUCUAUGGGCAAACUUUGGUACGGAAUUCCCCGACAUCAAUCUCGCGGGAGACAUCAUCUCUGGAAACUUUUUCACCGCAGUCUUAUUCGGCACAUCGACCGCUAUGCUUGGUAUCUCUGGCUUUGAAACAUCCUCACAGUUUGUAGAGGAACAAGCUGAUGGAGUUUUCCCAAAGACCCUGCGGAACAUGUGGUGGGGUGUUGCUAUCUUUAAUCCGAUGAUCUCUUUGCUUUCGCUCGGUGUGCUUCCACUGGAUGGUCCAGGUGGCAUUGUGGACAAGAAGGACACUGUAUUGGCUGAAAUGGGACUGAAGGUUGCAGGUGAUAACAUGCAGCUAGUGGUAGCGCUGGAUGCGUUUGUUGUCUUAUCGGGUGCUGUGCUGACUGCGUACGUCGGUAUUGUCGGCCUUGUGCGUCGACUGGCUAGUGACCGUGUGGUACCAAAUUUCUUGCUUCAUGUGAACAAGGCACGCAGCACAAACCACUACAUUAUUAUUGGGUACUUCAUGGUGGCUACAAGUCUGGUGCUGAUCUUACAUGGAGACACGACGACACUAUCAGGUGUAUACACGUACGCCUUUCUAGGUCUCAUGACGUUGUUCGGCAUUGGCUGUAUGCUGCUCAAGUUUAAACGCGCUGAGAUUCCGCGGACGGUGAUUGCGCCUUGGUGGAGCUGCAUCCUGGGUGUAUCGAUGGUAGUGACGACAUUUAUGGGGAACUUACUAGGUGACCCAACGAUUCUCACGUACUUCUCGCUGUACUUUAUCGCUGUACUGUUGCUUGUGUACAUCAUGUUCGAGCGCACUUUUCUGCUGCGAAUGUGCCUCUACUGCAUGCGCCAAUUAUGCCCAUCUCAACGCAACCACGACGAAAAUGAAAUCCAUUCGCUGCGCACGGGUGCCCGCGGCGGUCAGACGAUCGCCCGAUUUAUCCGCGAGAUUAACGAGCCUGCCGUUUUCUUCUUCUGCAAAACCCCGAAUCUUAACAUUAUCAACAAGGCCAUCCUGUACGUGCGCACCAACGAACAAACGCAUACGCUGUUCAUCGUGCACUGUCAUCCCCGUGGAGCAGUCGUGCCUGAAGGCUUCAAAGAGACAGUGUCUAUGUUCGACAACGUCUACCUUAAGAUCAAGCUUAACUUCCUGAGCGUUGAGGGCCCGUUUGGACCCGCCAUGGUCGAGUGGGUGUCUCGCAAGUAUAACCAGCCCAAGAAUCACAUGUUCAUCAAACAACCCAAUUACAACUUCGCUCACACAAUUGCUGCGCUCGGAGGUGUGCGUGUGAUAACCGGGUAA